Messenger RNA from Juglans microcarpa x Juglans regia, 1067 nucleotides. Its product is annotated as DNA replication complex GINS protein PSF1-like. The coding region runs from base 301 to 894 and encodes 197 amino acids. The transcript has 7 exons. The record is from RefSeq and is a predicted model, not a curated record. NCBI's taxonomy places the organism in Eukaryota, Viridiplantae, Streptophyta, Magnoliopsida, Fagales, Juglandaceae. Gene Ontology annotation, biological process: DNA strand elongation involved in mitotic DNA replication; DNA replication. Gene Ontology annotation, cellular component: GINS complex.
UAAUUUCGUGCUACAUACAUGUGUUCGAAUGAAAACGCAGGGCGGGUCGGAAAACCUGACCCUGACCCUGCCCCUGCCCCUGCCACCUAGAUCCAAACAACCACCUGUUUUUAGCGGCUAAUUUGAAAUUCUUAUAUUAGCUAAACCCGCCAAAUGCCCGCCAAAAAACAAAACCUGCGAACCACAGUGGCAAAUCCACACUACUCCCCCGCGGCUGUCUCCCCACGCACAGGUUUACGCAAGGGAUAGUUCUGGUGGAUUUGGGGACGAAGAUUUAGUUGGUUUUCUUUCAGUUGAAAGAUGUAUGGGAGAAAGGCAUUCCAGCUGGUGAAAGAACUUGCAAGUGGCGAAAAGGGGCAGCUCACAGCUUACAAUAGUGACUUGUUUGAUCAAGUGACUGCAGAAUGUAGUCAACAUCACCUUGAGCUUCAGUCUUUGAUAAGAAAGAUCCAAGAAGAAGGACUGGAUGUCCAAACAACUAGAAAUUCAGAACACUAUGGAGCACUCAUCCACCACCUUUCUUUAGUUCGCAAUAAGCGCUGUUUAAUGGCAUAUAUGUACAACAGAGCAGAAAUUAUAAGAAGUUUGAUAUGGAAGGUAGGUCCUGUGCUUCCUCAAGAAAUUCAAGAGAGGCUAAGUCACACAGAGGAAGAGUAUUUUAAGAGGCAUUCUGCAGCUUUGCAAUCAUAUAUGUCAAGACUUGACCUUGAUUUGACUGUGGAUAUGGUGCCACCCAAAGAUCCUUACAUCCAGGUGAGAGUCCUUGAUGAUAUCGGUGUGGUACUCAGUGAUGAUAAGACAACCAAUUUUGCUCGCCACUCUAUGCACUUCCUUAAACGAACUGAUGCUGAGCAAUUCAUCUCACGGGGUUUAAUGGAGGAACUCACAGGCUGACUUAGCAACCUUAUUUAUUAUAGUCUUUUAUUUCACAAAAACUGUAGAGAAGAGACUCCAUAUUGCAAAAUUUCGAAGUGUUUUUUUACGAGGGUGUAGUUUAAAAUCACGUCGCUGGUUUUUGGGCCCCCUGCUUUCUCGAUAAUUGGUACGAGGCCUUGCAUUGCUUCUAA